Molecule: messenger RNA, 3162 nt
Organism: Drosophila eugracilis
Lineage: Eukaryota; Metazoa; Arthropoda; Insecta; Diptera; Drosophilidae
Gene: RhoGAP92B
Product: rho GTPase-activating protein 92B
Exons: 5
Coding region: 162-2390 (742 amino acids)
Biological process (GO): positive regulation of GTPase activity; regulation of actin cytoskeleton organization; signal transduction
Cellular component (GO): cytoplasm; intracellular anatomical structure
Molecular function (GO): protein binding; GTPase activator activity
Source: RefSeq, a predicted model, not a curated record
UGGUCUUACUCGUCUCACUUUUCCGUAAAACAUCGUUGAAGAAUGACUAAUUUGCCAGUUUUAAGUAUUUACUCAAUGCCUAGCUAAUUACACAUCGCAAACAAACACACAGAAGUUCAGUUAACGUUGGAGACGCGAGUGGCAAUUGCAAAUCAGCCAAGAUGAAGAGGCAGUUUGCGAAAAUCAAAAUAGCAGCCGAAAAUCUGUCAAGAUCCACCAAAUCGGACUGCAAGGAUUCUGAGCUGGAGACGAUCGAGCGGCAGGUGGACAGAUAUCGGGAUACCAUCGAAAAGAUCGUCCGCAAGCUACCGGCGCUGAGUGGUGGAGGUGGAAAUAACAGCGGGAGCACCGAGGAGCAGGACAAGCGGACUAAGAAGAACAGCCACUACAAAAUUGCUCAGGCUUUGGAUGAGUCCGCCAAGGAGCUGCCUAAGGAUAUGCCGCUGCAGAAGGUCCUCGCCAAUUGCGGCGAGCUGGAGAAGACGAUGGCCGAGUGCAUCAUCGAGAGUGAACUGGAGACAGAGACCAAGGUGGUAAGGCGACUGAAGAACAUCUUGGACAAGGAGAUCCAGGAGAUCUCGACGCUCAAGCGCAACGUAUCGCGCACUCUACAAGAGUACACCUCGCUAAAGCGCAGCCAUGAGGCGGCAAUCCGGCUGGAGGAACCAGCGGCUAAGGUGAACCACAUAAAGACCCAGCAGGAGGAGUGUGAGCUGAAGCUUGAGAAGGAGCGAGAUGCCUGGGCGGCCCAGAUGCUGGAACUGAUUGCCAAAGAGGACGAGAUCGUUAGCUGCAUCCGCGACUAUGUACUCAACCAAAGAAACUAUCAUGAGCGAGCCCUGCAGCAUGUGAACGCCUCGCUGGCCCGCAUCCAGGACACCAUUCAGGGCACUGAGAAGUCCCGCUUUGGAACCCCGUUGAAAGAGCACCUGACAUCCACCAACCGCGAAAUAUCCUACAUCGUGGAGCUGUGCUGUUGCUGCCUGCUGGAGAACGGUCUGGAGGAAGAGGGUCUGCUGCGCGUGGGCUGCGCCAGCACCAAACUGCGCCGAAUGAAGCACGCCCUGGAGGCACAGCACGUAAAGACGCCGCUGCCGCUGGACUACCAGGAUCCCCAUGUCAUUGGCUCAAUACUCAAGCUAUACUUGCGUGAGUUACCCGAGCCGCUGCUCACCUACGGCCUGUAUAAGGACUUCAUCCGGAUCGCCGAACGACACACCGAAGCGGAACGCAAGACAGAGAUCAAGGCUAUUCUGAGCAAGCUGCCUAAGGAAAACUAUGCAAACCUACGUUACCUCACCCGCUUCUUGUCCAUUGUGCAGCAACGAUUAGCGCUUAAUAAAAUGAGCUCCCAGAACCUGGCCAUCGUAAUGUCGCCAAACAUGCUGUGGCCACGGAUCGACAAAAGCAGCAACGCCCCUGCUGAUUACAUCGGUCAGGUGAAUAGCUCCUCGGCAGCCAACAUCAUCGUGGAGCUGCUAAUCAGUCAGUGGGACUACUUCUUUACCGGCGAAGUCGAGUUCUAUGUGACCCUGCAAAAGCAGAAGCUAUUCGUCGAGGGCAAGAGCAAAUCGAACUCCUCCAAUGAAAACCUUGAUCGCAACGAUAGUGAAGUCAUGGAGAGCCCACGCUAUGGUACACUGCGCAGGCAGAAAGCUAAUGCACCUUCGCCGCCAACCACUAAUGGAAACGGCACCAUUAUGACCACAUCACAGACUUCGCACCGACCUCAUGCCAAGGAGCUAUUCCCCCAGCAGACGCCGGUCCAGCAGGAGAAGCCCGCCAAGCCACCGCUGCCUAAUUUGCCGCAAUUUCAAUCGCCAGCUGCUAGCCAGCCGACGCAGACACAGACGCAGCUUGAACCACUACCCCCGCCUCCAGUAACGCCAGCGAAGCCGGUUCCAAUGACGCGGACUCAGUUCUUCGGGCUGGACAACCUGCCCUCACCGACGGCCGAUCGAAAGAGCACCGAUAGCAUUGGCAGUUUUAAGUUAAAGCCUGAUGUCCCGCUAAAGCCACUGUUACCCAAGCGGCCCACUGUAUUGGGCGUGGGAGUGCACAAGGUAGAUGGAAAGAGCGACGACGAGGGCGGUACGACUCCAACUCAGGCGACAAUUGAUAAUGGCAACGGCAGUGUGCGAUUCAAAACGGAACAUUUUCUUGAGAAGCUGCGUCACGAGAACACGGAAACAAAUGGAACGCGGGAGGAGCCGCCAGCGGGCAAGGAAAACAACCACAAUCAUGACCAGCAUCCAACGGCUCCAGAGGAAAAACAGCAACAGGCGCAGCCCCAAGUCACGACACCCAUCUCUCCAAACUCAUUUCAAACGCCCAAAAGGCCAACGGUGCCAGCGCCACCACCGCCAACAAAUUGGAAAUCCUCGGAAUAGAUGGGAACUGGGGAACCGGACAGUGGGGACAGAGUCAGAGUCAUUAGGUGUUACUGUUUACUCGUUAAGACUUCAACGCACAGUAAUAUAUAUAUAUAUAGUAUAAAUGGGACUAUAUAUAUAAUAGAAAUGAUCCUUGUGGUAAGGAGACAUUGUGCAUUAUAGAGAGAAGAGUCUCUGCGUAUUCUGCAUUUGUAUUUUUGCCUUGUUCAUAAGCAAUCUAAUUUGUACGUGUUUAGCCAUAUAACAAUAUCAAGCGAUAUCCAUUUACGUAUAUAUAUAUAUGCAUAUAUAGUCUGUAUAGUAGGCCACCAUAACUCAAUUUUCGAAAUUUGAUUUGUUAGCCGAAGCGAGCUCUCAAUUGUUAAUCCUUGUUUGAAAGGUUGUGAUACAUCAGAAAGGUUUUGUGUUUCCUUAAUAUUUUGCUUUGCUCUUGAGUCAAUUUUGUUAACUUUUCCAACGAAAGACAUUGUGAUUUCCUUUUAUUAAAACUAUGAUUUCGAUUAAAGCAUACUAACGCUAUUGCUCCAUUCUAAAUUCGGGCUAGUACAGAACUAAUUCCAAUGUAUUCAUUUGAUUCAUUCGAAUCACCAAGUACAUUUCUAUUGAAUUAUCAUUUUGAUGUAUAAUGUACUAUACUUUGUAUUUUUGCUUUAUUAAUUUGUAAUGCAACUAUUAUUAUUUUAAUUUUAUAAUAAAAUUAUGUAUGAUGAACUGUUGUGUAUAUAAAAUAUACAUUAAAAAAGAUGAAUAUGAUUUUAUCAGAAAAGUA